Molecule: messenger RNA, 978 nt
Organism: Salarias fasciatus (jewelled blenny)
Lineage: Eukaryota; Metazoa; Chordata; Actinopteri; Blenniiformes; Blenniidae
Exons: 9
Coding region: 60-923 (287 amino acids)
Molecular function (GO): GTPase activity
Source: RefSeq, a predicted model, not a curated record
UUGAUCCUCAGUCGAAGAGAAAACGUUAUGUGUCUGGAGCUCGUGGGAUUCUGUCUUUAAUGGUUGGAGCCAGUCACAAAGGAAAGGCUGACGAUAAACAAAAGGUACUUCAACGGCUUGAAAGAACCAUAACCAGUGAAUGCAAAAUUAUCAGGCGAUCAAUGGACAAGGCUAUCCAGGCAUUUGAGAAGAGUCUCAAUAACGGGAUUGAAAAAUCCCAAAGGUCAUGUGAAAAACGGUUAAAGUCUGUCAUCCGUCCGCGAGGCAGUGGCAGCGGUUUUCAUAAAACACUCCGGAGUGUUGUUGAGAAAGGCGGCGUUCACAAAACACAAAAAGGGAAAGAAAUAAACCUCAACAUGACUUUAUCUUCAUCACUGACUAAGAGCAUUGAUAAAGAAUUCAUGAAGACUUUCCCAAAUGACCGCGAAAAGGGAGCAUUCCGCAACUCCAUCAAGAAGUUUUCACUUCGCGCAAAUCAGCUGACCAAAAAGCACAAAGAUUUGGAACUGAUCCUGAUCUUUCUCAAGACAGAGGAAGACAAAAUAAAAACCACAGUGAACUCAACCAUUCGUGACGUGAAGAAAAACAUCUACCUCAGUCUGACUGAGACGAUUGAAGACAGAAUGAAACCGGCCUAUGAAAGGGCAGCAGGAUUCAAAGGAAAAGACUCAUUGAAAAAAAUGAGGGAAACACUUGAGAAUCAUGUGAAAGAAUCCAAGAGUCAAAUGUUCAGAGAGGCAAAAGACAGGAUGCUGGUCCUGCUGAACGAGCUUCGGGAUAAGAUUGUGAUGGAUUUCGAGAACACACUGGAGAACUCAGUGAAACUCUCACUGUGUACUGAUGGUACUUCAGUCCCAGAUGUUUCAAAAGAGCUUGAUGCAGUGAAUGACAUCUACGAUAAACUGGAGAGAAGCAGUCGCUGAUCGACAUCAAGGAAACACUGAUUACUGACUCCAGGAUUCAUUCCAGAUGUUUUCA